This is a messenger RNA of Silurus meridionalis, 490 nucleotides long. RefSeq names its product C-C motif chemokine 18-like. The record is from RefSeq and is a predicted model, not a curated record. The transcript has 3 exons. Bases 71 to 340 code for a protein of 89 amino acids. Gene Ontology annotation, biological process: chemokine-mediated signaling pathway; inflammatory response; positive regulation of ERK1 and ERK2 cascade. Gene Ontology annotation, molecular function: CCR chemokine receptor binding; chemokine activity. NCBI's taxonomy places the organism in Eukaryota, Metazoa, Chordata, Actinopteri, Siluriformes, Siluridae. Gene Ontology annotation, cellular component: extracellular region.
UAUCUACGUUAUUAUUGUAUAUUUAAAUGAUAACACAUUUUAACGAUCAUCAUCUUCAUCAGCAGCAGCCAUGUUCUGCCGUUCUCUUCUGCUGGUUCUUCUGGGGCUCUCCUGCCUUCAGUCCUUCACCAUGGCAGAGUAUGCAAAUGGAGCAGGAUUGUGCUGUUUUGAAUUCCAUAAAACCCCGGUGCCUGCAGAGAACAUCGUCACUGCUGAACAAACAAGAAUGGACUGCACACUUCCUGGAGUCAUUCUUACAACAAAAAAAGGAUUGCAGAUUUGUGCGGACCCUGAGGUGGACUGGGUGAAGCAGAUCAUCAAAAUUAUAACAGCAGAAUAGUCUCAAGCAUCAGAUUAAAAUUAGAUUAAAAUGUUUAAAGCAAAUUGAUGUCUUGCCUAACAGGAAAAGCUUUUUAUAUAUCAGACCUGCGCCUGUAACUGCACUGAUUAUUCAUAUUUUCUAUGCAAAUUAAAGUACAUUUAUAGCUCA